Messenger RNA from Ciona intestinalis (vase tunicate), 959 nucleotides. NCBI's taxonomy places the organism in Eukaryota, Metazoa, Chordata, Ascidiacea, Phlebobranchia, Cionidae. The record is from RefSeq and is a predicted model, not a curated record.
AUGACCGUUUAUGUUGUGACUUAACUAUUGCAUUUAGUUCCCCUUAGAUAUUUAUAAUAAUCUCGACACAACACGCUUUGCGUUUGGUAUUACGACCAUUAUUACACAAGGAUAUUACUGUAUUAAGAUGUCGUUUUGUGGAAACAACAUCUGCAACGAUAUUUAUGGUGAGGUAUCUUACUGCUGUGGAUUCUUGAACGACCAAUGUUGUUACAAAAACGAAACCUCAGAGUGGUAUUCAAUGUGGUAUAUUUGGGUUGGGAUCGUUUCCUUCCUCAUUCUUCUUUCUCUCUGCUUCCGAUGUUGGCGACAGCAACAACAGAUCCAGUUGCAGAAUACUGUCCUUCGUAACGAAGUUAUCGUCACUCAAACAGAUAAUUAUCAUCAACCACUUGUCAAUCCGGCAGCUGAGAUAGAUGCUCCUCCUUCUUAUGAUCAAGUGCAAAGAUCUCCAGCCAAUCAGUAUCCUUGCUACAACACUGUUACCCAAUCACAAGUCACAAUUGAUCCCCUCCCCCCAAGGUAUCAACAAUAACAUUUAUAUGACAACCAAAGUGUAAAAAAAUCUUACCAAUGGUAAAUGAAGUGUCUUUAAAAGUUGAAUCCUAUUUCCCCCAAGUUUUAUUUAGUCCCAUGGCAUAGACACAAAGAUAUGUUUUUAAUAGUAAAAGAGAUUAGUGCAAUUUCAGAAUCCUGUUCAUAGUCCUUCUGGUAUGAUUUCCUUGUUCCUAAUAUUUAUAAUUUUAUUGCUUGCCUUUAUAAUAUUGUUUUUAAAUUGACCUUUUGUGUUGCAUUUGUAUCUCCAGUUUUUAUUCUUAUACCGAUAUUUUAUGCAUUUAUUUUAAAUAGGCUAAUGAUUAUGUAAUGAAAUGUUCAUUUCUGGGUGCAUCCACUAACCUAUACCAGUCCGAUUGUUUAACCCAUUUAUUUAAUUGUGAUUACACGAUACUAAAUGUGAA